UUGUGGGGCGCCCGCGCCCCGCGUCGCUUUGUCGACCGGCGACGCCUCUCCCUCCCUCCCUCGAUCCCAGGUUCGAUGCAAGCAAGCAAUGUCGACCCCAAGAUCGAUGGAUGCUGUUCCAGCUGAUGAUGAUUGCGAGAGAUUUGUGGUUCAUGUGCUCAGAAAGUUGAUGCAGUGUUAGGAAGUGGGAGGAUUGUUUGUGUAUUCAACAACUUUGCAUGUGGGGUUUGAGCCGGAGGCUGUGAUCACUGAUGUAUUUUGUUGGAGGAGUUGGUUGAUGGGCGUAAUGACAAUGGCAUCGCAGGGUGGGGUUGGCAACAGCGGCGAUGGCCAGCGUUCCCAGACUCAGGGCCUAUCCAGGCAAGGGUCGUUCUAUAAUAUGACCCUUAAUGAAGUCCAGAAUCACUUGGGAGAACCCCUUCAUAGCAUGAACCUCGAUGAUCUCCUCAAGACUGUGUUUGCAGCCGAGGGUAACCAGUUAUCGAGUAUGGAUAUUGAUAGUCCAGGAGACCAGUAUGCCUCCGACUCUGGUCUCCAUCGCCAGGGAAGCAUUACUAUGUCACGAGAGCUGAGCAAAAAGACGGUGGACCAAGUGUGGAGAGACAUUCAGUUGGGAAAUGAGAAAGGUGAUGAGGUGCAAGGAUCAGGUCAUGGUAGGCAGCCGACACUUGGUGAGAUGACACUGGAGGACUUUCUUGUGAAGGCUGGGGUGGUUGCCAAGGACUUUGGGAAAGACAGAAAUGAUCUGACCGGGAAUGUGGAUCCUGUAGGAAAUGCUGAUCUGAUUGCCGGGACACAGGAUUUUAUGCGAGCAACAAGUUGGUUGCAGCAAUUUCAGCGGAUGGCUACUAUUGAUCAGCAGAUACAUGGGCAACAAAGCAUGACAGGGGCUUAUAUGCCAAACUGUGUGCUUCCACAGCCAAUGGGUGCUGGUACUGGUCCUAUGCUUGAGGCUGUUUUUCCUGAGGGUCAGAUAAAUAUAUCAUCACCAACACUGGGUGCAUUUUCUGAUUCUCAAACUCCUAGUAGAAAACAUGGAGCUUCAGAAGAUUUGGACAUAUUAGCUGAGAGGAGACACAAAAGGAUGAUCAAGAAUCGGGAGUCUGCUGCACGUUCAAGAGCUAGGAAGCAGGCAUACACUAAUGAACUGGAAAACAAGGUUUCUCACCUAGAAAAAGAGAAUGAGAGGCUGAAGAAGCAGAAGGAGUUGGACAAAAUACUUCUCUCAGUACCCCUACCGGAACCAAGGUACCAGCUUCGCAGGACAAGCUCGUCCCCAUUUUAGCCUAUAUCAUGUAAGUUUAUUGAUAUGGUUACUGUAUUAUUAUCAUUAAUAGAGGCAUGGUAAGGUCAGUUCAGCAUUCUUAUUUUAAGAUCCUUAGGUUUUUAUAAUUAUAGCUGCAGUUACUGUUCCAGUGAAUGACUGCUAUCAUAAUAACCUUGUAAAUUAAUUCUCUUUUCUUCCUAGGAAAAAUACUUGUGUAGCGAUUUCUUUUCUUUUUUUGGCUGAUUUAUUAGCUAAAACUAAAUCUUUGUAUGCAUUACUGCUGCUCUGGCAAAUUUUCAA
Messenger RNA from Musa acuminata subsp. malaccensis (wild Malaysian banana), 1567 nucleotides. RefSeq names its product ABSCISIC ACID-INSENSITIVE 5-like protein 2. The record is from RefSeq and is a predicted model, not a curated record. Gene Ontology annotation, biological process: positive regulation of DNA-templated transcription. Gene Ontology annotation, cellular component: nucleus. Lineage: Eukaryota; Viridiplantae; Streptophyta; Magnoliopsida; Zingiberales; Musaceae. Gene Ontology annotation, molecular function: DNA-binding transcription factor activity.